AUGAAAACAGAAGAGUUUCUACAAGCCUAUCGCCGCAUGGUUGGUCGACGUGGGGUACCAAGAGUUAUACGUUCUGAUAACCAGACCACGUUUCACAAGGCAAACAAGGUGUUUAAAGUGACCAAACAGAAAGCAAAACAAGCUAACAUUAACCCAAGAGAAGUCGAAAGYAGGCUAGCUAACGACAAGGUCAAGUGGAAAUUUAUSACUGAAAGAGCAAGUCAUCGUGGAGGACACUGGGAACGAGUGUGCCGUCAAAUUAAGGAACCACUGAGAAGAGUGUUAGGCAAGGCACUUCUAAGUUAUACAGAGAUGUAUACAGUAMUGACAAGUAUUGAAGCUACAAUUAAUUCGCGACCCCUCACAUACAUCGGUGACGAUAUCAGAGAUGGGAAAGUAAUCACGCCAGCACUAUUGGCUAUCGGCAGAGAUCUUGGCAGUGUACCUGAUGUAGCUAAACAAAGUGUCUCACUAGAWGAUCGUUAYUWCUAUCAACAGCGCCUGCUUAACCACUUCUGGUCUCGCUGGAUGCGGGAGUAUUUACCAACACUUACAGUGCGACAAAAGUGGCCUCGAGAGAUGACGCCUCUUAAAGAGAAUGAUGUCAUACYGAUAGCAGACGACAACAUCCCUAGAGGAAGGUGGAGACUUGGAAAGGUUGUCCAGACUUUUCCAGGAGCAGAUGGUCUAAUUAGAACAGYKAAAGUCAAGACUAAGCAGGGAAUGCUGAAUAGACCGGCRCAAAAACUUCAUUUGCUAGAAGCCUUUAAAGAUCUUCCAAGUUCCACAUCCCUGCCACAAGAUCUUCCAAGUUCCACAUCCCAGUCACAAGAUCUUCCAGGUUCUUCAUCCAAGUCGCGAACUAACCCUUGUCCAAACUUACUGCGUGGGGGAGGAU
This is a messenger RNA of Exaiptasia diaphana, 898 nucleotides long. RefSeq lists its product as uncharacterized. The record is from RefSeq and is a predicted model, not a curated record. Gene Ontology annotation, molecular function: nucleic acid binding. The annotation marks the transcript as partial. The transcript has a single exon. Lineage: Eukaryota; Metazoa; Cnidaria; Anthozoa; Actiniaria; Aiptasiidae.